Molecule: messenger RNA, 333 nt
Organism: Didymodactylos carnosus
Lineage: Eukaryota; Metazoa; Rotifera; Eurotatoria; Philodinida; Philodinidae
Source: the annotation of a GenBank genome assembly
CUUGUUUUUUACUGGUGCUCGUUGAUAGUAGUGAACAUGCUUUUGUGAUAGGUGAUGUUGAAGAAGAAGAAGACUCAGCCAACGACAAUUGUAAUAUUGGCAUUUCAUUAGAACAUAUUGAACGAAUACUGUCAUCAAUGGCCUGUGCCGUUAUUGAGUGGAUAGCUUCUUCAGAUAAUUCAAGUGCAGAUACAUCAUUUUUGUUACGUCUUACUGAUGCUCUCAAUGGAGGAUUGUACGUAUAUUCUCUUGACAACACAUUUCCCAAAAAACUCUUACAUUCAGCACGUAAGCCACUUUCUAUUUCGAGUGACUCAUUAACAUUUUCUUCAA